GUUGGACUUCCACCACAGCUGUUUGGCCUCGAGGGUCCUUUUCCUAGCUUUCUGUGUGUAGUCAUAAUUACAGAGUUGGAACCAUGUUCCUGUCUGUUCCUCUUUAAGGAUAAUUCGGUCCUCGAGCAGUAGUGCAAAGAGCGUAUCCCACGGGUGGAGAUGGAGUUCUUGCCCGUCACAGGUGUUUCCGUCUGCGGGCCUGUGAGCACGAACCCGGAACCUAUAGCCUGGAAAGGUGACGCGAAAUCCCUUACGAUCAGUCUCCUGGACUACUUGGCCGAGUUCCGAGCCCGGCUCUGGUGUAAAGAACCUGACAGUGCGAUGAUUCAGAUCUAUCGAGGAAUCCAAGAACUGUCGUUCCGCGUACGGGUCAUCUGGGUUGUCCGUGGCCGAUGAC
This is a messenger RNA of Cryphonectria parasitica EP155, 397 nucleotides long. RefSeq lists its product as uncharacterized. Bases 160 to 396 code for a protein of 78 amino acids. The transcript has a single exon. The record is from RefSeq and is a predicted model, not a curated record. NCBI's taxonomy places the organism in Eukaryota, Fungi, Ascomycota, Sordariomycetes, Diaporthales, Cryphonectriaceae.